AGUGAGAGAUGGGCAGGGAGGUAUAAAGAGAGGGAGGGAGUAAUAUAAGAGAGGCAGCCAUAGAGGGAGAGGUGACAGAGUAGAUUAUCCUCCUCUCCUCUCCUCCUCUCUGCCAGCCUCAUCAUGUUCAUGCUGCAGAUGUUGACUGUUAUCUCUCUGACUGUUAUUCUCUUGGCAUCUGUGGAAGGUAAAGGCGUGCAGAUGCAAAGGGAUGUCCAGUGCUGCAUGUUGUACUCCCAGGGCAAGGUGCGUACCAAAGAUGUGUUGCGGUUUGAGGUGCAGACGGAGGGGCCCGACUGCAGUAUACAAGCCAUCAUUCUUUACACGAAGAAGGCGGUGAAGUGUGCAGACCCCAGAGACCGGAAGGUGAAGAGGUUGCUGAGAAAGCUCCUGCAGAGACAGAGAACCAAGGCCCACCGAACAAUGUGGCUCCUUCCUCAUGACAACCUGCCCGUCAUGUCAGAGGACAAGAAAGAUAACUGGGCCGUCCUCAAUGUGGAGUGAUGAAGUGCUGUCAAAUAUGGAGGAAAACUCAUAGUCAUAAGCCAAGUAAACUUUCAGCAGCUCGUCAUCUUUACACGGCGCAGCUUGCUGACUCUCCAGUCGUCUCGUGUCUCUCUCUAUCUACACUAUCUGUCUCCCUGGGACCGGACCUGGGCAGCAAUACAUAUUUAAAUGGCUUUAGAUAUUUAAACAUGAACUGUGCUUGAAAUUUUCUCAAACACAUGGCUGAAACCGUCUCAACGGAGGAGUAUUUACUUGUAAGAUAAGUUGAAUAGAUUUUUUUUUUAAUGGCUCAUACUGUUAUUUACCAGAGUCUGCCUGGAAGUGUCUCCCUCUGCAACAUUACAACUCGUGGCUGAUGUGAAAUCAGUAUAGAAGGUGUAAUUAACCAAACUCAAAUUUAUAGAAAACUGUAUAUCAGCAAGGUACUCUAUGCUUAUUUGUGACUUGUAUACCUUCAGUAAUGUGUUUAUACCACUGAACACAGUAACAUAGUUGGGUUUUCAUCGUGUGCAGAAUAUAGGGGAACAUCUCUGUAGUAUUGAUAUGCACUUUGUUUGGUUCAAUUCAGGUCCAAGUUGUCUUAUAUUAUAAAGAUCCUUUGUCAGGCUUUAACCUGAUGUUUAAAUGACUGUUAGACAGGUGAAAUCAAAGUGGGAUCAGAUGGAAGAUUUCACCUGAAUACAACUUUCUGUGUCACAUGAAGAGUAAAUGUUCCUGAUAUUUUGUCCACUCUGUAUAUUGACUGUUUGUAAACUCAGCAUGAACCCAGAGUCAGUCUUUUAAAACGACGCCCUCAGGCAUCUACCAGAGGUUUAAAUAUCUACGCAUUUGCAGUUUACGUUUGUCUUUUUCCACUAAUAGUCCGUCACUAAACUAUGCCAAAGUAUUCAUGAUUCAAUUCACCACAUGGCAAGGCUGUUAAAACUUAGAGGGCUCAAUUGUGUGUGAAGCACACAAGUAUUGUAUUGUAGAAGAAUGCACUGUAUGUUAAAACAAAGUAUCUCAAGUGAACUAUUUUAUAAAUGAAUCUAAAAUAAUAA
Centropristis striata (black sea bass) is the source of this 1547-nucleotide messenger RNA. RefSeq names its product chemokine (C-C motif) ligand 44 (gene ccl44). The transcript has 5 exons. The record is from RefSeq and is a predicted model, not a curated record. The coding region runs from base 124 to 504 and encodes 126 amino acids. Gene Ontology annotation, molecular function: CCR chemokine receptor binding; chemokine activity. Lineage: Eukaryota; Metazoa; Chordata; Actinopteri; Perciformes; Serranidae. Gene Ontology annotation, cellular component: extracellular region. Gene Ontology annotation, biological process: lymphocyte chemotaxis; positive regulation of ERK1 and ERK2 cascade; cellular response to tumor necrosis factor.